Etheostoma cragini (Arkansas darter) is the source of this 2905-nucleotide messenger RNA. It is a transcript of the gene rad21b, whose product is annotated as RAD21 cohesin complex component b. Gene Ontology annotation, molecular function: chromatin binding; protein binding. Gene Ontology annotation, biological process: mitotic sister chromatid cohesion; synaptonemal complex assembly; replication-born double-strand break repair via sister chromatid exchange. Lineage: Eukaryota; Metazoa; Chordata; Actinopteri; Perciformes; Percidae. Bases 141 to 2066 code for a protein of 641 amino acids. Gene Ontology annotation, cellular component: cohesin complex; synaptonemal complex. The record is from RefSeq and is a predicted model, not a curated record. The transcript is spliced from 14 exons.
UUGGGUUAGUCGGAGGAGGGGUGGAAAGCAUCCACCACCACCCGCAGCAGCAGCACCGCCGCGGCCGGCAAAACACGAUAAGUACAAAACGACUAUCCGGCCUCCCCUUCCCCUUUCCCUUGUGGUGAGAAGGCACUGAGAUGUUUUAUGCCCACUUUGUUCUCAGCAAACGUGGGCCGCUGGCCAAAAUCUGGCUGGCGGCCCACUGGGACAAGAAGCUGACCAAGGCACAUGUCUUUGAAUGCAAUCUAGAGAGCAGCGUGGAGAGCAUCAUCUCACCCAAGGUGAAAAUGGCUUUACGGACAUCAGGGCAUCUGCUGCUGGGGGUGGUAAGGAUCUACCACAGGAAGGCCAAGUACCUGCUGGCAGACUGUAACGAGGCCUUCAUCAAAAUCAAGAUGGCGUUUAGACCAGGUGUGGUGGAUCUUCCAGAGGAGAACAGAGAAGCAGCCUACAACGCUAUCACGCUUCCUGAGGAGUUCCAUGAUUUUGACCAGCCACUACCAGAUCUAGAGGAUAUUGACGUUGCUCAGCAGUUUAACUUGAACCAGAGCAGAGUGGAGGAGAUCACCAUGCGAGAGGAGGUGGGCAACCUCAACUUGCUGCAGGACAAUGACUUUGCUGACUUUGGUAUGGACGACCGGGAGAUGAUGCGGGAGGAGAGUGCUUUCGAGGUGGACAUCAUGGGAGUGUCAGCUUCCAACCUGCUGCUGGAGGCGGAGGGUGGAGCUGACGCGAUGGCUGACAAAUCCAACCAUCUAGAGUACGACGACCAGUACAAGGAUGACUUCGGAGACAACCCCAUGGAGAACAACGAGGGAGGCAUGCUUGUGGACAAGCUGCUGAGUAACGAGGAUGGAGGCGGCAUCUUUGACGACCCUCCAGCCAUCGCAGAGAGUGUGAUGAUGCCUCAGGACCAUGGAGACGACGACGACUUUGAUGCUCUCUCGGCGGGCGCCCCAGAUAGUCCAGACUCAGGCCCAACAGAGCCGCUACCAGCCAUGGCAGACCAGACAGAACAGACCACCCUGGUUCACAACGAGGAAGAAACCUUCGCCCUGGAGCCGAUUGACAUCACAGUGAAGGAGACCAAGGCAAAGCGUAAGAGGAAGCUGAUUGUGGACAGCGUGAAGGAGUUGGACAGUAAAACCAUCCGUGCACAGCUGUCUGAUUACUCUGACAUUGUCACCACCCUGGACCUGGCACCGCCCACCAAGAAGCUGAUGAUGUGGAAGGAGACGGGAGGAGUCGAGAAGCUUUUCUCUCUCCCUGCUCAGCCUCUCUGGAAUGCUAGGCUGCUGAAGAUGUUUACAAGGUGUCUGACGCCACUGGUACCAGACGAGCUAAGGAAGAGGAGGAAAGGUGGAGAAGCUGACAGUCUGGAUGAGUUCCUCAAGGAUCUGGAGAACCCUGAGGUACCCAGAGAGGACAUAGCUGGACACCAACAGAGAGACAUCAUGGACCAGACCAUCAUGGAAGAGGCCAGUGUUCUGCAGACGUCAGUUGUGGAAGGCAGCAGGACGACGCUGGACGAGUCAGCCAUGCCCCCUCCGUCCUCCCAACCUAGCCUCAAACACAAAGCCCAGGACACAGAACCGGCUCUGCCUAUGGGAGCUUUGGACCAGCAACAACAGCCGCAGGGGUCCGGCGCCUCUGAUGUGUCCCAACAGCUGGAGACAUCCAAUGUGGAUCUGCCCCCAGAGGAAACCACUAACAUCAGUCAGAUGAUAGAGUUGGACCUGCUUGGUGAGAAGGACAAGAAGAAGAAUGAUGGUGACUCUGAUGAAGAGGAGGAGGACGGGCAGGGAGGAGACCAGGACCAGGAGGAGAGGAGGUGGAACAAAAGAACCCAGCAGAUGCUCCAUGGCCUCCAGAGGGUGAUGGCCAAAACAGGCGCCCAGUCGGUCGGCCUGCUGGAUCUGUGCAGGAACAACAACAAGAAGCAGGCGGCCGCUAAGUUCUACAGUUUCCUGGUUCUGAAGAAGCAGCAGGCGGUGGAGCUGGUCCAGGAAGAGCCUUACAGCGACAUCAUAGCUACGCCCGGACCUCGCUUCCACAUCAUCUAGAAAACACAACUUUUGCUUUGCAAAAAAAGGAACUCUGCACAUAACACUGUUUGUCUGUCACGUUUUAUUUAUUUAUUCAAAUUUGUUGACUUUGUUUUGUGUGGCGUUUUAUCUUCUGUCUGCAAUAUUUUAAUAUUAAGCUACGGUGGAAGGAAUGAGGUCUAAAUACCAUGGUUGGAUUAUUAAGAGGUUAGUUCCAACCCCAAACAAUAAGCACUUUCCUUAUUUGUUAUUUAUUGUAUUUUUGUAUUAUUAAGACUCACUUUAUAGCCAAGAUAGUAUUAAGUAGGUAAGUUAAAGGGAGCACCGUGUAUUCCCUUUUUAUCUGGAGUUGCUUUCAUUAACUCAAUCUGUUUUUUUUUAAGCAGAUGUCACCAACUUUGACGAGCACUUCCCUCUACAACCUGUUGUGUGGAACUAGCAUGGCACCAAAGUUAGAAAGAGUCUAGUUUAAGAUAUGUUUACAGUAAGAGUGAAGACUUGAUCAACCAUGUUACUUGGAGGUUAAACCGUCCCACUACUGCAGGAAAGAACUUCUCAUGUAUAUGAACAUUGGCCAAAAGAAGCAUGCACUAUAUUCAGAUUGUGCAAGUACAUUUAAACAGUUACUGACUAGCAAUGAAGCAGUAUUUAACUGUAGUGUAGCACUAAGAAUUACAAACUCCAAGUUGUCGUUUUCGCAAAUGUAUCACUUACAUCAUUGACUGUUUGCACAAAACUGAAGUUAUGUCCCAAAUCUAUACUACAUACUAAUCCAAAAAUCUAAUUUUGGAGUGUAUUGUUGCACAAUAUUCUCCUACAAUGUAAUACACAAAGGAAAUUAAAUGAGAUGAUCAUAA